This is a messenger RNA of Durotheca rogersii, 1251 nucleotides long. Its product is annotated as P-loop containing nucleoside triphosphate hydrolase protein. Lineage: Eukaryota; Fungi; Ascomycota; Sordariomycetes; Xylariales; Xylariaceae. Bases 1 to 1251 code for a protein of 416 amino acids. The transcript is spliced from 4 exons. Gene Ontology annotation, molecular function: GTP binding; ATP hydrolysis activity. The record is from RefSeq and is a predicted model, not a curated record. Gene Ontology annotation, cellular component: cytoplasm.
AUGCCGCGGGAUCCCCUCAUCGGCCUCGUCGGCAAGCCCUCCGCCGGCAAGAGCACGACGCUCAACAGCCUGACCGAUGCGACGUCCAAAGUUGGGAACUAUCCCUUCACGACUAUCGAUCCGCAGCGAGCCAUCGGCUACCUCCAGAUACGGUGCGCGUGCGAGCGCUUCGGCGUCAAGGACAAGUGCCGGCCCAACUACGGCUCCUGCGUCGACGGCCGGCGCUCCGUGCCGGUCGAGCUGCUCGACGUCGCCGGCCUCGUGCCCGGCGCCCACCAGGGCAAGGGCCUCGGCAACAAGUUCCUCGACGACCUCCGCCACGCCGACGCGCUCAUCCAUGUUGUCGACGCCAGCGGCCGCACCAAUGCCGAGGGCGAGAACACCCGCGGCUACGACCCCUCCCAGGACAUCGCCUGGCUCCGCAGCGAGAUCGUCGCCUGGAUCAAGGGCAACCUCUGGGAGCGGUGGGGCUCCAUCAAGCGGCGCCACGUCGCCGUCAAGGCCACCGCCGUCGAGACCCUCCAGGCCCAAUUCUCCGGCUACGGUAGCACCGCCGCCGUCGUCGCCCGCACCCUCGACCGCCUCGGCCUCAAGGAGCCGCUCGAGAGCUGGUCCGAGGAGACGGUCGACCGCGUCGUCGCCGCCUUCACCGACGAGAAGUUCCCCACCGUCAUCGCCCUCAACAAGAUCGACGACGCCGACGCCGACAAGAACAUCGCCAAGAUCGCCAAGAUGCAGGACCCCAACCUCGUCGUCGCCUGCUCCGCCAAGGCCGAGCUCUUCUUCCGCAAGAUGGCCAAGCAGGGCUACGUCCGCUACACCGAGGGCGGCGAGUUCGCCGACACCCGCGACGACCUCAUCGCCGACGGCGACCCCGAAGGCGGCGGCCUCCGCGAGCUCGACGACAAGAACCGCGCCGCCAUCGAGGAGUACCGCGACCUCAUCCUCUUCCGGUACGGCUCCACCGGCGUCGUCCAGGUCCUCGCCAAGGCCGCCGAGGUCCUCGGCCUCGUCCCCGUCUUCCCCGUCCGCAACGUCUCCACCUUCAGCUCCGGGUCCGACUCCCGCUUCGCCUUCCGCGACUGCGUCCUCGUCAAGAAGAACACGACCGUCGGCGACGUCGCCAGGAAGGUCAUGGGCGACGCGCCUAUCGCCUACGUCGAGGGCGUCGGCGGCGUGCGCGUCUCCGAGGACGCUAUCGUCUCCGUAGGCAAGAACGACGUUUUAUCAUUCAAAAUCGGAAGAGCGUAA